AUGGAGACAGGAAAUGAGACACUGAACACAGACUUCAUUCUCCUGGGCCUUUUCCCUGGAAUGAGAAAUGUCAGCAUCCUUGUCUCUAUUAUCCUCUUGAUUUAUACCAUUGCCAUAACAGGAAAUGUCACCCUGAUCCUCCUUAUCUGGAUAGAUCUGCACCUCCACACUUCCAUGUAUUUUCUACUUAGCCAACUCUCUCUCAUUGACCUAGCUUUCAUCUCUAGCACAGUUCCCAAAAUGGUGGUCAACUUUUUCUCAGGGAAUAGGAAAAUCUCCUUUAUUGGCUGUGGGACCCAGAUUUUCUUUACCUUGACGUUGGGUAUUGCUGAGUGCAUCCUCCUGACCCUCAUGGCUUAUGAUCGCUAUGUGGCCAUCUGUCACCCUCUAAAAUAUCCAAUAAUUAUAAGCCACCGAGUCUCCCAGCAGAUGGCCAUUGGAUCCUGGCUGGGAGGGGCCCUGGCAUCCUUGGUCCACACAUCCUACUCCAUGCACUUUCCCCUCUGUGGCCCUCGAAAUCUCCACCAUUUCUUCUGUGAGGUAAAGGCCAUCUUGAAGCUAUCCUGUGAGGAUAUCUCUGCCUAUGAAAAAGGGGUGGUAGUAACAAGCAUUGUUGUGGUUCUUCUACCGGUAAGCCUCAUUUUGACCUCCUACACACUUAUUAUCCUUGAAGUCCUGCGAAUGAACUCACCUGAGGGGAAGAACAAAGCUCUGGCCACCUGCUCUUCCCAUUUGACUGUGGUUACCUUUUACUAUGGGCCAGCUAUGUUGAUAUACAUGAGGCCUGGGUCCUCUAACACCCCCAUUCUGAACCAGGCCCUCUUUGUGUUUGACACCAUCCUCACCCCCAUGCUGAACCCCCUCAUCUAUAGUCUGAGAAACAAGGAAGUGUUAGGUGCACUGAGGAAGGUAUUGAGAAAGUGUCUCUUGUCAAAGUAG
Chrysochloris asiatica (Cape golden mole) is the source of this 939-nucleotide messenger RNA. RefSeq names its product olfactory receptor 2L2-like. Gene Ontology annotation, cellular component: membrane. The record is from RefSeq and is a predicted model, not a curated record. Bases 1 to 939 code for a protein of 312 amino acids. Gene Ontology annotation, molecular function: G protein-coupled receptor activity; olfactory receptor activity. Gene Ontology annotation, biological process: G protein-coupled receptor signaling pathway. The transcript has a single exon. Lineage: Eukaryota; Metazoa; Chordata; Mammalia; Afrosoricida; Chrysochloridae.